Entelurus aequoreus (snake pipefish) is the source of this 2655-nucleotide messenger RNA. RefSeq names its product dual specificity protein phosphatase 19-like. The transcript is spliced from 6 exons. Gene Ontology annotation, molecular function: JUN kinase phosphatase activity. The coding region runs from base 166 to 780 and encodes 204 amino acids. Gene Ontology annotation, biological process: protein dephosphorylation; regulation of MAP kinase activity. Gene Ontology annotation, cellular component: cytoplasm. NCBI's taxonomy places the organism in Eukaryota, Metazoa, Chordata, Actinopteri, Syngnathiformes, Syngnathidae. The record is from RefSeq and is a predicted model, not a curated record.
ACGACAUUGACGUCACAUAAUGGUUGCCGGUUGUGAGACUGUAAUUUACGUUUGUGCGAGUGUUUUCAGGUAGCUGGAAGAACAACAUACAUUAAUUGAGGAAAUAAAUGCGGACCAAUAUAAACACUGCAGUCUGAGUAACACUUCGACUAACUUGCCGCCGUGAUGCAUUCACUGUCUCAGGAGAUCCAAGGUUUCUCCAAAAGCCGGCUGAGGAAACAGUGCACACACGUUACCACGGUAACGGGCAGGAAGACGCUGGAGAGGAGGACGGAUGGAGGACAGGUGGAGGAGCUGGAAGAGGGAAGCGGGUGUGGAUUCGUGCAAGACCUGAAUCUAGACCUUCAAGUUGGAGUUGUCCGACCAUUCUUGCUGCUGGCCUCUCAGGACGCGGCCCACGACAUGGACCUGUUGCAGAAGUAUAAGGUGUCACACGUUCUAAAUGUGGCGUACGGCGUGGACAACUUGUUCCCAGAUCAGUUGGUCUACAAGACGCUUCAGAUCCUGGACCUCCCAGACACAAACAUCACGUCUUAUCUCAGCGAGUGUAGCACUUUUAUCCAUCAAGCCCGGGAAAAGCGCGGCGUGGUGUUGGUCCAUUGCAACGCCGGCGUGUCUCGAUCCUGCGCCAUCGUCAUUGGUUACUUGAUGUUGAGGGAGGGGCUCCCGUUUGACGAAGCCUAUCGUCAGGUGAAGCUGGCGAGGCCUUCGUGCCGACCCAACCCGGGCUUCUACCAGCGACUGCAGAGCUACACGCCCGAGGAGCAAGUCCCACCCUGAAGAUCAAUCAGUGAAUUAACUCAUAUUAUGUUUUUCAUAUGAAUGUUCAUAUUCAUCUUGGAGAAAGCAAACCAAGUUUAAUUAAAUAGUGGUAUUUCAGUUUGAUAUUGGCAGGUGGAUUGGAUGACUUCUCGCAGGAAAAAGCCUCUAAUUGGGACUUUGGAAUGCAAAAGUGAUAGCCUUAUCCUAGAGAAGAGACUACAUGUUCAGCUCAAUGCCAACAUUUAAGUUAUGGCGUAAAGCUUUAAGGUUUAAAUAGGGGUAUUUCAGUUUGAUAUUCGCAGGUGGAUUGGAUCACUUCUCGCAGGAAAGAGGCCCUAAUUGAGACUUUGGAAUGCAAAAGUGAUAGCCUUAUCCUAGAGAAGAGACUACAUGUUCAGCUCAAUGCCAACAUUUAAGCUAUGGCGUAAAGCUUUAAAGUUUAAAUAGUGGUUUUUCAGUUUGAUAUUCACAGGUGGAUUGGAUCACUUCUCACAGGCAAGAUUAUACAUGGGCUCUGGAAUGCAAAAGUGAUAGCCUUAUCCUAGAGAAGAGACUACAUGUUCAGCUCAAUGCCAACAUUUAUGUUAUGGCGUAAAGCUUUAAGGUUUAAAUAGUGGUAUUUCAGUUUGAUAUUCGCAGGUGGAUUGGAUGACUUCUCGCAGGAAAGAGGCCCUAAUUGGGACUUUGGAACGCAAAAGUGAUAGCCUUAUCCUAGAGAAGAGACUACAUGUUCAGCUCAAUGCCAACAUUUAUGUUAUGGCGUAAAGCUUUAAGGUUUAAAUAGUGGUAUUUCAGUUUGAUAUUCGCAGGUGGAUUGGAUGACUUCUCGCAGGAAAAAGCCUCUAAUUGGGACUUUGGAAUGCAAAAGUGAUAGCCUUAUCCUAGAGAAGAGACUACAUGUUCAGCUCAAUGCCAACAUUUAUGUUAUGGCGUAAAGCUUUAAGGUUUAAAUAGUGGUAUUUCAGUUUGAUAUUCGCAGGUGGAUUGGAUGACUUCUCGCAGGAAAGAGGCCCUAAUUGGGUCUACAGAAUGCAAAAGUGAUAGCCUUAUCCCUGAGAAGAGACUACAUGCCAACAUUUAAGUUAUGGCGUAAAGCUUUAAAGUUUAAAUAGUGGUAUUUCAGUUUGAUAUUCGCAGGUGGAUUGGAUGACUUCUCGCAGGAAAGAGGCCCUAAUUGGGACUUUGGAAUGCAAAAGUGAUAGCCUUAUCCUAGAGAAGAGACUACAUGUUCAGCUCAAUGCCAACAUUUAAGUUAUGGCGUAAAGCUUUAAGGUUUAAAUAGUGGUAUUUCAGUUUGAUUUUCGCAGGUGGAUUGGAUCACUUCUCGCAGGAAAAAGCCUCUAAUUGGGACUUUGGAAUGCAAAAGUGAUAGCCUUAUCCUAGAGAAGAGACUACAUGAUCAGCUCAAUGCCAACAUUUAAGUUAUGGCGUAAAGCUUUAAAGUUUAAAUAGUGGUAUUCCAGUUUGAUAUUCGCAGGUGGAUUGGAUGACUUCUCGCAGGAAAGAGGCCCUAAUUGGGACUUUGGAAUGCAAAAGUGAUAGCCUUAUCCUAGAGAAGAGACUAAAUGUUCUAAUCCGUGUUAUAUGUGUUUUAUGUUGCACCAUUGCGCCAAGUAAAAUUCCUAGUUUGUGAACCCCGUUCUCAAACAAUGGCAAUAAAAACUCUUCUGAAACUCAACACAAGAGCAUCUCCUUUUAUGGUCGGGAUGUGCUCCCCUGACUUGGCACACACACACACACACACACACACACACACACACACACACACACACACACACACACACACACACACACACACACACACACACACACACACACACACACACACACACACACACACACACACACACACACACACACACACACACACACACACACACACACACACAGAGA